AUGGCACAAACAGUUUUAUCACCUCCUAAGCCAGAAAAGCCCUCGGGUCCCACAAAAUUAAAGGAAGCUUUCAGAAAGAGAAGUGGGGCAGCUGGUGGGACCCGCAGGCGUAUGGUUCAAGAUGAUAGUGUUCAUGAUGAUGAGGUUGAUGUUUCAAUUCCAGGGGCAAAAAAGGGAAGAAAGUGGAGUAAAGCUAUUAGGAAAGCAGCUAGGAUGCGGGUAGCUCGGGAAGCCGAACCGGUCAAAGUAGAACUAAUGGAAGUUGGUGAAGAAGGUAUGUUGAUUGAUGAGCUGGCGUAUAAUUUAGCUAUGACUGAAGGUGAAAUAUUAGGGCAUCUUUAUGCAAAGGGUAUUAAGCCUGAUGGGGUGCAGAAGCUUGAUAAGGAAAUGGUGAAGAUGGUUUGUAGGGAGUAUGAGGUGGAAGUUAUUGAUGUGGGUCCCAUUAAAAUAUCAGAACAAGCUAAAAAGAAAGAAAUUUUUUAUGAAGAAGACUUGGAUCAUUUACAAGAUAGACCCCCUGUUCUCACAAUCAUGGGUCAUGUUGAUCAUGGAAAGACAACCCUUUUGGAUUUUAUCCGGAAAACCAAGGCGGAUAAAGCGUCCAUGUUGGAUGAUAUUAUAGAGUACGUCAAGCAAUUGCAAGCACAUGUUCAUAUGAUGAGUAAAAUGAACAUGUCAUCCAUGAUGACGCCAUUAGCCAUGCAACAACAACAAAUGCAGAUGGCCAUGAUGAAUUCAAUGGGCAUGGGGAUGGGUAUGGGAAUGGGAGGCAUGAUGGAUAUGAACACUUACAGUGGUCUUGUACCUGCAACGGCUGGUAUCAGUCAUGUUGCCAUCCAGUUUCCAGCAUAUGAGAAGAUUAAAGGCUAUCUAGCUAGAAGAGAUAAUAUAGAGGUGGAUCAACUUGGUGCACGUGAUGUUGCUGUGGCCUCUUCAGUUUCUAAAGUAUUUGCAUCUACUCUCACAUAUCCACAUGAGCUUAACUGUAAUUUCAUGUUGGAUUGUACGAUUUGA
Messenger RNA from Lactuca virosa, 1014 nucleotides. The record is from the annotation of a GenBank genome assembly. Lineage: Eukaryota; Viridiplantae; Streptophyta; Magnoliopsida; Asterales; Asteraceae.